Molecule: messenger RNA, 1049 nt
Organism: Pocillopora verrucosa
Lineage: Eukaryota; Metazoa; Cnidaria; Anthozoa; Scleractinia; Pocilloporidae
Product: cilia- and flagella-associated protein 119
Source: RefSeq, a predicted model, not a curated record
GCUCAAUGUUAGUCAGUAGCUUGGAGACAAAGUAUGGCGGCUUGACGGACGAAAACAGAAACCUGAGGAAACAAUCAUAAUGCCUUCUCUAGCCGAGGGAAAGAAUUUCAAGCCGAAAGUGCUUGUUUGGACUGACUUAACUCUAGACAAUGUGGUAGACAUUCAAAGAAGUGAAACUCCAGAGGAUGUACAAAGUCUAUUGGCAGAUAUCCUCCGCCUAAAAGAUUGGAAAGAUGACCUCAGGCAGGGGAUCCUUGUGGAUCUUUAUUUUUAUACUGUGCAAUUUGGUAAAGAAAAUGGAUUUACCGCAGAACAGAUGUCAGCAUGGUUCUCUAUUAUCAAGUGUGUUCACGAGAUGGCUGUUGAUACACCAUAUGGGAAUGUGGAACCAGUUUUUGAAUACUUUAAGGAACUUCUUCUUUGUCAUUCUGUCAAGAGACCACCCUACAGUGUUGCUCUUUUCUCAGUUGAUCAAGUGAAGAAGCUAACCACAUAUGCAGUCAACACGUACUUCAGGCAUUUUAAGAUGUACAAGUAUACAUUUACACCAAAGGUUCGUCUUGACCUUAGUCUGAAAUACAUUGGAUUGCCAGAAACACCAGAACCCUCUGAAGUUGGUGAAGCAGACCAAGGAGCUGAUGGUGGUGCUGAAGAGGUUACUAGUGAUGUUGAGAAAACAGAAGCAGAAGCAGUCACUGUUCAAGAAGAAGACACUCCAGCAGUGAAGGAACUCAAAGCAAUCAUAAACUCAGCUCUUUCUGAACAGGUUCAACAACUGAAAACAAGUGUGGAUCAGCAAUUAAAAGCACAAGAUGAAGAAAUUGCAGUGAAGAUGGGCAUCUCUGCAGAUGUUUCCGGUCCACCAAAAAGUCCCAAAACAAAGAAAAGAGGAAAAUAGACUCACGACCUUUAAAUGAAAGGAUAGUGACCAUUAUUAGGUGCUGGCUGACCAUGAAGUUUUAUCUAGUAGUUAUGCACCAGUUGUGAUGAAAUUAUUGUCAAAAGAACCUCUGAUAAUGUUUGGCAUCACAAUUAAAGGUCAAUGCACA